Messenger RNA from Macrosiphum euphorbiae (potato aphid), 1164 nucleotides. Lineage: Eukaryota; Metazoa; Arthropoda; Insecta; Hemiptera; Aphididae. The record is from the annotation of a GenBank genome assembly.
AUGCUUGUUUCAAACCUCAUUCAUCGUGUUUGGAUAAUAUGGGUCACUGUUAUUGCAGUGUGCACCUGUGUUCCUGUACCAUGUCCUCAAGAUACAUGUACAAUGUCUGACGUUAAGGACAAUCAAUGUAGAGAUUUAGAUGCAUACCUUAAGUGUAUGAAAUCAUUAUCGAAAAAAUGUCGUGGCGACAUUGGGUAUCAUUCAGCUAUUACAGUAUCAAAUUCAGAGUUCAAAAAGAAAUGCCUCGGUCAUGAAGAUUUCUCCAGAAAUAAUAGUGGUGAAAAUUCCCAAAUAGUUCCAUCUACUCACAAUGCUUGCCCAAUGCUAUUUGAUGAUAAAAAAGAACACCGGUUUUGUGGGUUGUUUGGUGAUCCUCACUUGAGGACAUUCGAUGGCAAAUAUCAAACUUGCCGGAUUCAUGGAGCUUGGCAAGUGAUUGACAAUCCAUUUUUCAGUAUCAUGGUAACCAAUGACGCAGUUCUAAAUAGCACAACAGCCACAGCUCCAACUAAGUUGACAGUCAUGUUAAAAGCACAUAAACCUGAGUGUACUCUGUACAAAUUGUUUGAAGCACAAGGAGAUCUUCAGUUACCGGAUAAAUUUGAAGAUAGUACCACUUCAUCUGGACCAGCUUCAUCGCCAACUGUUUCUCUUUCCUGGCGUUCCAAUGACCCCAACAGUGAGACAGUAAUCAUACGAUUAUCGUAUAUUUCUACAAUUAUAACUGUGACCCGGGUUGGCAAAUAUCUGUCCAUUUCUGCUAAAUUGCCAGACCAGUUAGCGCAAGUAUUUGAUCAAGACAAGAAUGUAUUGUGUUCUUCUGGUUGUCCAACUUCUGAACAAAUAGAUAUAAAACAAGUUACAAUAAGUGAAUUAGAUCGCGGUUUGACUUUAUGUCACAACAGUAUUGGACCCACCGGGCACAAACUAACUGAUCAGUAUUUAGAUUGGUGUGUGUUUGAUAUGAUGACUUCUCACGAUGAACAGUUCAUCAAUGCUUCACAUGCAGCGUACUCUGAUGUAUUGUUUUUCGAACCACGCUCAUUAUUUAAUAGGACGGUUAGUGUAUUUGAGUUUAACCCCGUUUCAACGGCCGGUGCCAUUUGUAUACAUAGAUUAAACUUAUUUAUUCUCACUAUCAUUGCAUUGUACAACUUUCUUUGA